AUGGCUGCUCAGAGGUUACUCACAGAUACAAAUGGACCUUAUUACGGAAAUGGUAGUGGAAACUUUUCGACGACAAAUGGUCCCGAUGGUAAUAGCAAUCUAUAUUCUCAAACAUUUAGUAAUGAAACUUCUCCACAAUCAGCUCCUCAUCAUUUACAAACUCUUCUUGGAUCUAUUAAUGAAUCUUCAUCAACAACCAAUCAUUCGAACAGUGUCAACGUCGAUAAUCAAGUUAAACAACAAAAAGAUAUGAUUUACAGUCAUCCAUUAUUUCCAUUACUGGCAUUAAUCUUUGAAAAAUGUGAAUUAGCGACUUGUACACCAAGGGAUUUAGGUGGACCAGGAGAUGUUUGUUCAUCUGAAUCAUUUAAUGACGAUAUUGCUGAAUUUACUAAACAGCUUCAAAAAGAUCCAAAUUAUAUAACAACCAAUCCUGAAUUGGAUAAUGUGGUUCAUGAAUUAUGCGAUAAUUUUACUCAUCGUUAUAUAACUUGUUUAAAAGGAAAAUUACCAAUGGAUUUAGUAAUCGAUGAACGUGAUUCAAAUGUUUCAUCAUCAAAAUCUGGUGAUGAAGAUGAUCAAGAUGAUGAUCCAGGUAGUCCACAACCACCACAUGGACUUCCACCACAUCCUCCACCAACAUCAUCACGUUCAUCAUCUUAUAAUCAACAUAGUCCAGAUGGUUCAACAACACCAUCAGGAUAUAAUCUUCCUCAUCAACCUAAAUCUCUUCGAUCAUCAUCACAUUGUUCAUCGAUGACAACAACGUCACAAUUAACACCUCUUGUUUCACCACAUCAUUUUGGUCAUUCAUCUCAUCAUCAUCAUCUUCAACCACCACCACCACCACCUCCAUCAACACAUUUUCAACAACAAUUACCACUACCACCACCACCACCACAUCCAUCUUAUUCAAAUCAUCUUCUUGGUAAUAAUACUGGUCAUCAUCCAUCAGUUUUAACUCAUUUAUCUCAACAACAACAACAACAACAACAACAUUUUCAUCAACAACCAAAUCAUCAUUCAAUUCAUAAUGAUGAUACACAAUCGACACAUUCUUCGUCAGAUGCAAAUACUCCAAAUACAAAUCAAACAACAAUGACUAAUAUGGCAAAUACAACAAAUAGUUAUCAUAUACUACAUGAUAACAACAGUGAAACGGGUGACAAUUUUGAUAACAGUGUAGGUUCAGGUGGUGAUAAUACUGGUGGUGAAGAUGAUCUUGAUGAUAAUUCAAAGAAACGUCAAAAAAAACGUGGUAUUUUUCCAAAAGUUGCUACAAAUAUAAUGCGAGCAUGGUUAUUUCAACAUUUAACUCAUCCAUAUCCGUCCGAAGAACAAAAGAAACAAUUAGCUCAAGAUACUGGUUUAACAAUUUUACAAGUAAACAAUUCGUUGACUGAUACUCAAUGGUUUAUCAAUGCCAGACGUCGUAUAGUUCAACCAAUGAUUGAUCAAUCAAAUCGUGCUGCAGCUAUUCCAACUGAAUUUACUGAUUGUUUUGGUCCGUAUUCUCCUGAUGCAGCAGCAGCUGCUGCUAUGCAUUAUCAAUUUGGUGGUGGUUAUCCAACAGCACCUCAUGAUAUUUUUGGAUCUUAUGCUCAAAUGUCACAAUUUCGAAAUCCAAUGAUGAUGAUGUAUCCAGGUGGUUAUCCUGUAUCAACAAGUCCAAAUAGUAUGAUGGAUCAAAUGGGUCAUCAUCAUCAUCAACAACAAGAAUCAUCUGCAGUUACAAGUGGAGCUGCUUAA
This is a messenger RNA of Adineta steineri, 1749 nucleotides long. NCBI's taxonomy places the organism in Eukaryota, Metazoa, Rotifera, Eurotatoria, Adinetida, Adinetidae. The record is from the annotation of a GenBank genome assembly.